AUGGAGCGACAUAGAGUUAGUUUGGUAGCCUAUGGAGACCCCAAUGGCUUCUCAGCAAUGGCUCGCACUGUUGGAUAUACGUGCGCUAUUGUAUCCAACAUGGUCUUACAAGGAGAGAUUCAACGGCCUGGAAUGCUGCGGCCGGUAACCAAGGAAGUCUACCGUCCAGCCCUGAAGCGGCUAGCUGAUUACGGUAUCAAAGCAACGACAACGGUCACUCCGAUGUAA
Cooperia oncophora is the source of this 228-nucleotide messenger RNA. The record is from the annotation of a GenBank genome assembly. Lineage: Eukaryota; Metazoa; Nematoda; Chromadorea; Rhabditida; Trichostrongylidae.